AUGCCCCUCCCAAGCAAGCUCCUCGCAUCAAACUCUAUCAAGAAAGACGGCACAAACGCCAUCCAAAACACUAUCCAACUAUACCUAGACUACUGCUGCCCAUUCUCCGGCAAACUCUUCCUCCGCUGGUACGACGAAAUAUUCCCAACUGUGCAAUCCAACACAAAGUACCAAAUCGUCAUCCAAAACGUUAUCCAACCAUGGCACAUCGGCUCCCAGUACAUGUGCGAAACCGCCUUGGCCGUGGCAAAAUUGAAACCUGAAAAGUUCAUCCCCUUCUCAAAGGCGUUGUUUGAGUCCCAACAACGCUGGUUCGACAGCAACACCGCAGACAAGUCCAGAAACGAAAUCUACACGGAAUUGGCCCUGUUCGCCCAGGAAUCUGUCAAUCUCCCAGCUGAUAGUCUCCUUCCUCUUUUGCUAGUCUCCUCGGAUGACGGCAACGCCGUCGUCAAGGAUGUAAAAUACUUCACCCGCUACCACAGACAAAACGGCGUCCACGUGACCCCCACCCUCGCCCUCAACGGCAUCAUAAUCCCCGCCAUCGAAUCCAGCACUCCAACUGACCGCGUCUGGAAAAUCAUCGAUCCACUAGCUACCACGGAAUAA
Eremothecium cymbalariae DBVPG#7215 is the source of this 609-nucleotide messenger RNA. RefSeq names its product DsbA family protein. The record is from RefSeq and is a predicted model, not a curated record. Lineage: Eukaryota; Fungi; Ascomycota; Saccharomycetes; Saccharomycetales; Saccharomycetaceae. The transcript has a single exon. The coding region runs from base 1 to 609 and encodes 202 amino acids.